CCUCGGCCGCUGCCCAGAGACGAUUCCACGCCGGAGCCUGUCGCUCCUGGAGGCUCUAGGUGGAGUCCCGGGAGCUGAGGGGGACCGGCGGCCGCCACCGAAGCAUGAAGACGGGGUAAGGCAAGACCCCCAUGAUUUCACGGUGACCUGGCACAGACGUUGAUCUCAAGAUGCCAUUAGUGAAAAGAAACAUCGAUCCUAGGCACUUGUGCCACACAGCACUGCCUAGAGGCAUUAAGAAUGAACUAGAAUGUGUAACCAAUAUUUCCUUGGCAAAUAUAAUUAGACAAUUAAGUAGCCUAAGUAAAUACGCUGAAGAUAUUUUUGGAGAAUUGUUCAAUGAAGCACAUAGUUUUUCCUUCAGAGUUAACUCAUUACAAGAACGUGUGGACCGUUUAUCUGUUAGUGUUACACAGCUUGACCCUAAAGAGGAAGAAUUAUCUUUGCAAGAUAUAACAAUGAGGAAAGCUUUCCGAAGUUCCACAAUUCAAGAUCAGCAGCUCUUUGACCGCAAGACUUUGCCUAUUCCGUUACAGGAGACAUAUGAUGUUUGCGAACAGCCUCCACCUCUCAAUAUACUCACUCCUUACAGAGAUGAUGGUAAAGAAGGUUUGAAGUUUUAUACCAACCCUUCGUAUUUCUUUGAUCUAUGGAAAGAAAAGAUGUUGCAAGAUACAGAGGAUAAGAGGAAGGAAAAGAGGAAACAGAAGCAGAAAAAUCUAGAUCGUCCUCAUGAACCAGAAAAAGUGCCAAGAGCACCUCAUGACAGGCGGAGAGAAUGGCAGAAACUGGCCCAAGGUCCAGAGCUGGCUGAAGAUGAUGCUAAUCUCUUACAUAAGCAUAUUGAAGUUGCUAAUGGCCCAGCCUCUCAUUUUGAAACAAGACCUCAGACAUACGUGGACCAUAUGGAUGGAUCUUACUCACUUUCUGCCUUGCCAUUUAGUCAGAUGAGUGAGCUUCUGACUAGAGCUGAGGAAAGGGUCUUAGUCAGACCACACGAACCUCCUCCACCUCCACCGAUGCAUGGAGCAGGGGAUGCCAAACCCAUCCCUACCUGUAUCAGUUCUGCUACAGGUUUGAUAGAAAAUCGCCCUCAGUCACCAGCUACAGGCAGGACACCUGUGUUUGUGAGCCCCACCCCCCCACCUCCUCCACCACCUCUUCCAUCUGCCUUGUCAACUUCUUCAUUAAGAGCUUCAAUGACUUCAACUCCUCCCCCGCCAGUACCUCCCCCACCACCACCUCCAGCCACUGCUUUGCAAGCUCCAGCAGUACCUCCACCUCCAGCUCCUCUCCAGAUUGCCCCUGGAGUCCUCCACCCAGCUCCUCCUCCAAUCGCACCUCCUCUAGUACAGCCCUCUCCACCAGUAGCUAGAGCUGCCCCAGUAUGCGAGACUGUACCAGUUCAUCCACUCCCGCAAGGUGAAGUCCAGGGGCUGCCUCCACCCCCACCACCGCCUCCUCUGCCUCCACCUGGCAUUCGACCAUCAUCACCUGUCACAGUCGCAGCUCUUUCUCAUCCUCCCUCUGGGCUACAUCCAGCUCCAUCUACUGCCCCAGGUCCCCAUGUUCCAUUAAUGCCUCCAUCUCCUCCAUCACAAGUUAUACCUGCUUCUGAGCCAAAGCGUCAUCCAUCAACUCUACCUGUAAUCAGUGACGCCAGGAGUGUACUUCUGGAAGCAAUACGAAAAGGUAUUCAGCUACGCAAAGUAGAAGAGCAGCGUGAACAGGAAGCUAAACACGAACGCAUUGAAAAUGACGUUGCCACCAUCCUGUCUCGCCGUAUUGCUGUGGAAUAUAGUGAUUCAGAAGAUGAUUCAGAAUUUGAUGAAGUAGAUUGGUUGGAGUAAGAAAAAUUCAUUGAUAAAUAUUACAAAACUGAAUGCAAAUGUCCUUUGUGGUGCUUGUUCUUUGAAAAUGUUUGGUCAUUCCAGUGUUUUGCUUUCUUUUUCUUAUGAUAAAUAACCUUUUCCUCCAUAAUUUUUGAUUUCUAAGAAAAAUAUUAGCAUACAUUUCAAACUAAAUGUUUUACAGUGGCUUAUCUUUUUUUAUUUUUCCCUGAAAAAAUAAUUUGGUCAAAUAAACCACUAAGUAUUAAGCAUGGACAGCUGUUGUUAGAGUAGCAGAUUCAGUUUUUUGAUAUAUCUUAAUUGUGCACUUUGUGAAUUUUAAUUUAAAGAAAGCAACUGAGAUUGAAAUCUUGAGGGCAGCUGUAUCUAUUAAUGAGCCUUAUUCCAUUUCCUGAUGUUUUAAAAGAAGAAACACUGCCUUGAUUAUAUGAAUACACUCAGAAAGUAUGUUUAGCUAGUAGUAUUGAAUUCUCUUAAAGGAAUGCUUGAAUUUUUUUUAAUUAUUGUUUUACUGUUUUUAAAUACUUGCCUUAUUUGAAUGUUUAGCAGUACCCCCUUCCCACUUAUAUAUUGUGUGGUACGAUUUUGCUUGCCUAUAAGAGUUUAAAAAAUUUCCAUGUGAAAUACUCUGACAUAAACAUACAUGUAACUUACAUUAACUGUUAAGAAUAACAGUCUGAUUUAAUAAAUGGUUCAUUUUAAAGGUU
Neogale vison (American mink) is the source of this 2557-nucleotide messenger RNA. RefSeq names its product WASP family member 1 (gene WASF1). The record is from RefSeq and is a predicted model, not a curated record. NCBI's taxonomy places the organism in Eukaryota, Metazoa, Chordata, Mammalia, Carnivora, Mustelidae. Bases 171 to 1850 code for a protein of 559 amino acids. The transcript is spliced from 9 exons. Gene Ontology annotation, cellular component: lamellipodium; SCAR complex; cytoskeleton. Gene Ontology annotation, biological process: positive regulation of Arp2/3 complex-mediated actin nucleation; actin cytoskeleton organization. Gene Ontology annotation, molecular function: protein kinase A regulatory subunit binding; actin binding; Arp2/3 complex binding.